AUGACGACUCGGGACUUUCACAACGAGAAGGAUAUUCCUGUCUCCCACCAGGACUUUCCAGGCAAGGAUCAUGACAUGCCUGACCCUCAGCCUGUCCAGGACACACUACCUGAAGCCGGCGGUAAUGUGAGGACCUACAAAGGCUCUGGAAAGCUCCAAGGAAAGAGAGCCAUAAUCACCGGAGGAGACAGUGGCAUUGGUGCUGCUUCGGCUGUAUUGUUCGGUCGGGAGGGAGCCUCUGACAUCGUCAUCGCUUAUCUGCCCGACGAAGAAAAGGACGCGCAAGACACCAAGCAGCAGGUGGAAAAGGAGGGCACAAAAGUCCAUCUCAUCUCCCUCGACCUGUCUAAGCGGGAGAACUGCCAGAAGCUGGUCGAUUUUGCUGUGGAGAAGAUGAAGGGAAUUGAUAUCCUUUUCAACAAUGCAGCCUACCAGAUGAUGGUUGAGGACAUCAAGGAUCUUUCCGAGGACCAGUGGAUUCACACCUUCAACAUCAACAUCCACUCCUUCUUCUACAUCUCCAAGUAUUCCUUGCCUCACAUGAAGGCGGGAGCAACCAUCAUCAACAACGCAUCCAUCAACGCCUACAUCGGCCGGCCUGACCUGCUCGACUACACCUCGACGAAAGGCGCCAUAAUCUCAUUCACACGAGGCCUGAGCAAUCAGUACGUUGGUAGGGGUAUUCGUGUCAACGCUAUUGCCCCAGGGCCAGUCUGGACCCCUCUCAUCCCGGCCACGAUGAACGAAAAGGCCCAAAAGGAGUUUACAAGCCCAAUGGGGCGGCCUGCUCAGCCUUCAGAGAUCGCCACCUGCGUAGUGUUUUUGGCAUCAAGUGAUAGUUCCUGUGUGAGCGGUCAGACGAUUCAUUGUAACGGCGGAAGCGUGGUCGGCGGCUGA
This is a messenger RNA of Fusarium keratoplasticum, 897 nucleotides long. RefSeq lists its product as uncharacterized. Lineage: Eukaryota; Fungi; Ascomycota; Sordariomycetes; Hypocreales; Nectriaceae. The transcript is spliced from 4 exons. The coding region runs from base 1 to 897 and encodes 298 amino acids. The record is from RefSeq and is a predicted model, not a curated record. Gene Ontology annotation, molecular function: oxidoreductase activity.